Jaculus jaculus (lesser Egyptian jerboa) is the source of this 2293-nucleotide messenger RNA. It is a transcript of the gene Elk1, whose product is annotated as ETS transcription factor ELK1. Gene Ontology annotation, cellular component: nucleus. The transcript is spliced from 6 exons. The record is from RefSeq and is a predicted model, not a curated record. Gene Ontology annotation, biological process: cell differentiation; regulation of transcription by RNA polymerase II. The coding region runs from base 155 to 1426 and encodes 423 amino acids. Gene Ontology annotation, molecular function: DNA-binding transcription factor activity, RNA polymerase II-specific; sequence-specific DNA binding. NCBI's taxonomy places the organism in Eukaryota, Metazoa, Chordata, Mammalia, Rodentia, Dipodidae.
GUCAUUAUCCCUGUUUCACAGAUGAAAAAAUUUGAAGUACAAAGAGGUUAAAGAAUAUGCCCAAGGCCAAAAAGCUAAUAACUGGUUUAAAUCCUCGCAUUAGAGCCUGGGUGAUUUCCGGUACCCCUGGGAUGGCGUGAGUGCUCCCUCAGUGAUGGACCCAUCUGUGACACUGUGGCAGUUUCUGCUGCAGCUACUGAGAGAACAGGGGAAUGGCCACAUCAUCUCGUGGACCUCUCGGGAUGGUGGUGAGUUCAAGUUGGUGGAUGCUGAGGAGGUGGCCCGGCUGUGGGGGCUACGCAAGAACAAGACCAACAUGAAUUACGACAAGCUCAGCCGGGCUUUGCGGUACUACUAUGACAAGAAUAUCAUCCGCAAGGUGAGCGGCCAGAAGUUCGUCUACAAGUUUGUGUCCUACCCAGAGGUUGCAGGGUGCUCCACUGAGGAUUGCCCACCCCAGCCUGAGGUGUCUGUGACCUCGACCAUGGCAAUGACCCCUGCUGCUGUACAUGUGGCCCCUGGGGAUACUGCCACUGGAAAGCCAGGCGCACCCAAGAGUGCAGGAAUGGCAGGCCCAGGUGCUUUAGCACGCAGCAGCCGGAAUGAAUACAUGCGCUCGGGCCUCUAUUCCACCUUCACAAUCCAGUCCUUGCAGCCACAGCCACCCUCUAAUCCUCGGCCCGCCUCGAUGCUCCCCAACACUACUCCUGCAGGAGCAGCAGUGCCCCCUAGCGGGAGCAGAAGCACCAGUCCAAACCCCUUGGAGGCAGAGGAAGCUGGCCUGCCCCUACAGGUUAUCCUGACUCCACCUGGGGCCCCAAACCAGAAAUCAGAAGAGUUGAAUAUGGAGCCGGGUUUGGGCCGUCCACUGCCCCCCGAAGUGAAAGUGGAGGGGCCUAAGGAAGAGUUGGAAGCUGCCAGGGAGGCAGGGUUUGGUCCGGAGGCUGUUAAGGCUGAGCCGGAAAUCCCUCCCUCCGAAGGCCUGCUGGGACGGCUACCAGCAGUCCUUAUGGAGAAUACAGCACAGGUGGGUGGCCUUGCAGCCUCCAACACUGAGGUCACCCAGCCACAGAAGGGCCGCAAGCCCCGGGACCUGGAACUUCCACUUAGCCCAAGCUUGCUGGGUGGGCCAGGACCCGAACGGACUCCAGGAUCAGGAACAGGCUCUGGUCUACAGGCGCCUGGGCCAGCGCUGACACCAUCUCUGCUACCUGCGCACACACUGACCCCGGUGCUGCUGACACCCAGCUCGCUGCCUCCCAGCAUUCACUUCUGGAGCACCCUGAGCCCCAUUGCGCCCCGUAGCCCAGCCAAACUCUCCUUCCAGUUUCCGUCCAGUGGCAGCGCGCAGGUGCACAUUCCUUCCAUCAGCGUGGAUGGCCUUUCAACCCCCGUGGUGCUCUCCCCAGGGCCCCAGAAGCCAUGACUAUCACCACCACCACCCCCUUCUGGAGUCACUUCAUCCAUGCUCCUGAACUUCUCUCCAGCCAGCCAUCUCAAGGAGAAUCAUAGUUCAACUGACAGACUGAUAUUCUGGUUGUGGUGGGGUGGGGAUUCCUGGGAAAAAAGGAUCCCUCACUAAUUUGUCCACCAAAAACACACAACUUCUUUCUUCUUCGCCAGUCACCCAGUGGCCGCCCUUCCACGUCUCCUACCUCAGUGGUAGGGGCGGUUUAUUUAUUUAUUUUUUGAAGGCCACUGGGAAGAGUCUGGCCCAGCAUUUUUAGGAGGGUGGGUAAGACAUCUCCCGCAUCUCACCACAUUUUUUCCCCAAUACAAGACACUUGGGGUCUGGCUUGAGAAGAACCUUUCUUUAUUUAUUUCUCAGCCUGCCCUUGGGGAGUUGAGGAACCCCUGUCUCCAUUUUGGGGUGUGGGUAGAAGAGCUAGUUUUGUUUCAUUAUUCCUGGCAAUACCUAAAGGUCCAGGGAGAAUUUGUAUGGUUUUAUGGUUUGGGGUCCUGGCCAAGGAGGAAUCACACCGUUGGGACAGGAAUUUCUACCUCCCCUGCCUUUCUCUCAGUCAACUUGUCCUUUGACCAACUAACCUAUUGGCCAGGGAUGAAUUUGUUCUUCACCCCCCCCCCUAAGAAGCCAUUCCUUUGUCUGCCAAAUUUUCUGGGGUCUUGCCUGUUACCUCCCAAUGGAGGGUUUUUUGGGGGGUGGUCCCCGUCUGGGGGGCCCCUCCAGUCAGUACUCCAGGUCACCCAUCCCCUGCCAUUUUGAUAGUAUAAUCUAUUUUUAAAUGGGGCUUUUCAAUAGGGGAGAGGGAGGCAUCUCUUCCUACAUCUGAUA